Aspergillus aculeatus ATCC 16872 is the source of this 996-nucleotide messenger RNA. RefSeq lists its product as uncharacterized. Gene Ontology annotation, molecular function: pectinesterase activity. NCBI's taxonomy places the organism in Eukaryota, Fungi, Ascomycota, Eurotiomycetes, Eurotiales, Aspergillaceae. The transcript has 6 exons. The record is from RefSeq and is a predicted model, not a curated record. Gene Ontology annotation, biological process: cell wall modification. Bases 1 to 996 code for a protein of 331 amino acids.
AUGGUUAAAUCAGUCUUGGCUUCCGCUCUCUUCGCCGUGUCCGCACUGGCUGCCAGCCGUACCACGGCUCCCUCCGGCGCGAUCGUCGUCGCCAAGUCUGGUGGUGACUACACCACUAUUGGUGAUGCCAUUGAUGCUCUGAGCACCAGCACCACCGACACCCAAACCAUUUUCAUCGAGGAGGGUACCUACGAUGAGCAGGUCUACCUGCCUGCUAUGACCGGCAAGGUCAUCAUCUACGGUCAAACCGAGAACACCGACUCCUACGCCGACAACCUGGUCACCAUCACCCAUGCCAUCAGCUACGAGGAUGCUGGUGAGAGCGAUGAUCUGACUGCCACCUUCCGCAACAAGGCUGUCGGCUCUCAGGUCUACAACCUGAACAUUGCCAACACCUGUGGUCAGGCUUGCCACCAGGCUUUGGCCGUGUCCGCCUGGGCUGACCAGCAGGGCUACUACGGCUGUAACUUCACUGGUUACCAGGAUACCCUCCUCGCUCAGACCGGUAACCAGCUCUACAUCAACUCCUACAUUGAGGGUGCUGUCGACUUCAUCUUUGGCCAGCACGCUCGUGCCUGGUUCCAGAACGUCGACAUCCGUGUCGUUGAGGGCCCUACCUCUGCCUCCAUCACCGCCAACGGCCGCUCCUCCGAGACUGACACCUCUUACUACGUGAUCAACAAGUCGACCGUUGCUGCCAAGGAGGGCGACGACGUUGCCGAAGGCACCUACUACCUUGGCCGCCCCUGGUCCGAGUACGCCCGUGUCGUCUUCCAGCAGACCAGCAUGACCAACGUCAUCAACUCCCUCGGCUGGACUGAGUGGUCCACCUCCACCCCCAACACCGAGUACGUCACUUUUGGCGAGUACGCCAACACUGGCGCCGGUUCCGAGGGCACCCGCGCCAGCUUCGCCGAGAAGCUGGAUGCCAAGCUCACUAUCACGGAUAUCCUGGGCUCUGACUACACCAGCUGGGUCGAUACCUCCUACUUCUAA